UCUUUUAACUAGUACUACUAUUACAAGCUCCACACAUUUCUUCUAUUUCAUCACACAAUGGGAUACUCUUGUUUCACACUACACCUCUUGUUGACCCUCUUCUUCUUCUCAUUCCGGCCGUCGUCAGCCGAUCUAAUUCACCAGACGUGCAAGACCACCAAGUACUAUGAUCUCUGCGUGGCGACGCUGAAAUCAGACUCCUCGAGCCCCAAGGCCGACGAUGCCAAGGCACUGGCCCUAAUAGCGGUGAGGGCUGCAACGGCCAAUGCUACCGCCACCAACGCCUACCUGUCGUCGCAGAUGCGGAGUGCAGCAGCGAACGACAUGAAGGCGGCGAUCAAGGAGUGCGCUGACAAGUAUGCAUUUGCUAGUGAGGCGCUCAAGAGCUCCUCUCAAGAUUUGAGCAACGAAAUGUAUGAUUAUGCGUACAUGCACGUGAUGGCGGCCGCGGACUACCCGAAUGGGUGCCGCAACGCCUUUAAAAGGGCGCCGGGGCUGCUCUAUCCGCCCGAGAUGGCUCUCCGGGAGAACGGCCUCAAGCGCAUCUGCGACGUCGUUUUAGGAAUCAUUGAUGCUCUUGCUUGAUUAGCUCCUACAAUGUCUGUGCUUUUUGUUGAAUGUUUCAAUGUUGAGAAUAAAGUCUCUGUGUUCAGGAAUUUUAAUUUCCAAAGCAGCAGAUCUGCUAGUUAAAUUAUGUAGUUUGACUGCUUUGAUUUA
Salvia hispanica is the source of this 717-nucleotide messenger RNA. RefSeq names its product cell wall / vacuolar inhibitor of fructosidase 2 (gene C/VIF2). Lineage: Eukaryota; Viridiplantae; Streptophyta; Magnoliopsida; Lamiales; Lamiaceae. The record is from RefSeq and is a predicted model, not a curated record. Gene Ontology annotation, molecular function: enzyme inhibitor activity.